Messenger RNA from Terrapene triunguis (Three-toed box turtle), 1247 nucleotides. RefSeq names its product G1/S-specific cyclin-D3-like. Gene Ontology annotation, molecular function: cyclin-dependent protein serine/threonine kinase regulator activity. The transcript is spliced from 5 exons. The record is from RefSeq and is a predicted model, not a curated record. Gene Ontology annotation, cellular component: cyclin-dependent protein kinase holoenzyme complex; cytoplasm; nucleus. Gene Ontology annotation, biological process: regulation of cyclin-dependent protein serine/threonine kinase activity; mitotic cell cycle phase transition; positive regulation of G1/S transition of mitotic cell cycle. Lineage: Eukaryota; Metazoa; Chordata; Testudines; Emydidae. Bases 106 to 993 code for a protein of 295 amino acids.
GGAGGGCCCCCUCCUUGCCGCCAGCUCCCCCUUCCCCCUGCUCCGGCCCUGAGAUCCUUGUCCCUGCUGCCCCCGUUCUCCCACCAUUCCCCAGGAUCCAGGCACAUGGAGCUGCUGUGCGUGGAGGGGGGCCCCCGUGUGCCCAGGGCGGAGCGGGACCCCCAGCUGCUGGGGGACCGGCGGGUGCUGCAGAACCUGCUGAGCCAGGAGGAGCGCUAUAGCCCCCGGGUCUCCUACUUCCAUUGCGUGCAGAAGGAGAUCAAGCCGUUCAUGCGGAAGAUGCUGGCUUUUUGGAUGCUGGAGGUGUGUGAGGAGCAGAAGUGCGAAGAGGAGGUCUUCCCCUUGGCCAUGAACUACGUGGAUCGCUACCUUUCUUCGGUCCCUACUCGAAAAAAUCACUUGCAGCUUCUGGGGGCCGUCUGCAUGCUCCUGGCUUCCAAGCUGCGAGAGACCAUGCCCCUGACUGUGGAGAAACUCUGCAUUUACACAGACAAUUCCAUCACACCACAACAACUCUUGGACUGUGAGGUCCUUGUCCUUGAGAAGCUAAAGUGGGACCUGGUGUCAGUGAUAGCGAACGACUUCUUGGCUCACAUCCUCUAUCGGCUCCCGCUGCCCACAGACAAGGUAGAGCUGGUGAAGAAGCACGCACAGACCUUCAUCGCCUUGUGUGCCACAGAUUACACCUUUGCUAUGUACCCUCCGUCCAUGAUUGCAACGGGCAGCAUUGGCGCAGCGAUUCACGGCCUGUCUGUCUCGGCUAACUCUUUCUCCGGCGAAGCACUCACGGAGCUGCUGGCCAGCAUUACUGGCACAGAGGUGGACUGCCUGAAAGCGUGUCAAGAGCAGAUUGAGGCAGCCUUAGCUGAGAGCCUGAAACAGGCUUCCCAAUCCCAGCAGGAAUACAGCUCCAGGAAGACUCCCGACUACCCGGCCAGCCAGAACGGCAGCAUGACCAGCACGCCUACAGACGUCACAGACGUCAACCUGUGAUGAACCCCCCUUCCCCAUAGUCCCCCAGCCCCAGGAGAACGGGACCUCGCACUGGAGAGGGAGAGGCCUUGUGGAACCUGCUGCCCAUUAAUUCCGUCCGUCUGAAACGCACCGGGGACUCAGUCCACUCACCUGAGGUGGCAAGGACCCAUCAGCUGUCCACCCAACAGCCCAGUAACAUCAGAGGGGAGGUGGGAAGAUAGGCUGUGAUGACCUCGCAAGAGGAGGCUCAAGCAGGUCUAGAUGGGUUGGCA